AUGCCCGAAACUCGUCGCCAACGACCAGCUCCCCCGCCACGGCGGCCAACGCAGCCAAUAAAGGUGAAAAACCAGUCAAACUACUAUCACCAGGCGCAAAACUUGUUUCGAUUGAGCGGAAGCGUAAUUCCAAAAGUCUUUUUCCCGGCCAUCUUGAUAACGGCUUGGGGUGCCAUAUGGACGGUGUUCUUUAUGGUCGACGAAGUAAACUUUUUGAAAGGAUUUUUGCCCAAGUCAACUCUUCUCAUUACCAUCGUGAGUUUGGUGAUGGGUCUAUUGCUGGUUUUUCGAAACAACACUGCAUACGAGCGAUACUGGGAGGGUCGUCGUCUCUGGGGCACAUUGGAAACCCAGGUUCGCAACAUGUCCCGCUUUAUCUGGAUUGGAGUAUCGGCCAAAAAUGCGCAGGAUGCUCUCGAGAAGCGUGGGGCAAUGAAUCUACUUGUGGCAUAUAUGCACGCUACGAAACAUUAUCUACGUAAUGAGUUGGGCCUACACUAUGACGACAUCUAUCCUUUUAUCAGUCACCUACCUGAGUUUGCCAUGGAUAACCAAAAUCAACCCGAUAUUAAAAACCUGCCGCUAGAGAUUUCCUUCCAGCUUGGGGGGUACAUCAUGAAAGCAAAGGAGCAUGGUCAAAUCGACGUGUCGCAGCUAGGCUGUAUGACCAACUCGUUGAAUGCCAUGAUAGAGUGUUUCACUGGCUUCGAGCGGAUUCGCAACACGCCCUUGCCCUUCGCCUACUCGAUCCAUUUGAAACAGACGCUAAUUGUUUAUCUCCUCUCGCUGCCAUUCCAACUAGUUGUUGACAACAAAUGGGGCACCAUCCCUGUUACGUUGUUGGCUGCCUUCACCUUACUCGGCCUGGAAGCUAUUGGAGGUGAAAUUGAAAACCCAUUUGGACUUGACGAGAAUGAUCUACCAAUCGAUGAUAUCUGUGAAAUGAUUCAUCAAGAAGUCCUGAGCAUUAUGGACCGACCCGAUAAGCUGGAUUCCAGUAAAUGGGGUUUGCCUUGGGAGGACCUCAACUCAACCCACGCGAAUUUGGAUGAGUCCGCAAUCUCCGCUGCACAGGCGCAAGUUAAGGCGCGGAUGCCAUUCACGAAACGGUUUAUCUCGUGA
Spizellomyces punctatus DAOM BR117 is the source of this 1122-nucleotide messenger RNA. RefSeq lists its product as uncharacterized. Lineage: Eukaryota; Fungi; Chytridiomycota; Chytridiomycetes; Spizellomycetales; Spizellomycetaceae. The transcript has 7 exons. Gene Ontology annotation, molecular function: chloride channel activity. The record is from RefSeq and is a predicted model, not a curated record. Bases 1 to 1122 code for a protein of 373 amino acids.